This is a messenger RNA of Malurus melanocephalus (red-backed fairy wren), 3581 nucleotides long. RefSeq names its product Na(+)/H(+) exchange regulatory cofactor NHE-RF4-like. Gene Ontology annotation, cellular component: apical plasma membrane. Bases 311 to 1573 code for a protein of 420 amino acids. The transcript is spliced from 10 exons. Gene Ontology annotation, biological process: protein localization to plasma membrane. NCBI's taxonomy places the organism in Eukaryota, Metazoa, Chordata, Aves, Passeriformes, Maluridae. The record is from RefSeq and is a predicted model, not a curated record. Gene Ontology annotation, molecular function: signaling receptor binding; protein-membrane adaptor activity.
CUGGAGCGGAGGGUUCUGCCCCUUGCCCAUCUCCCAGGGCUGGCACGGAGCAACUCCCCUCUGCUCCAGUGCUGAACCGGUCACUGUUCCCCCCGUGUGUCCCCUGGAAGGCACCAGGAGCUGUCCCCAAGCGGGGUGUCCCGGGGUGCCGAUCCCUGCUCCCAGCUCCGCUGGCAGUGCCCUGGGGCUGCGAGGGCAGGGAAGACGUCGGGGCUGUUUAAUCAUUAAACCUGGGGCGUCUUGGAAGAGGCGGGGACGCUUCCCUGCCACUUCACCCUGUACCUUGCUCUCUCUCGCAAGCCCUGCAGCCAUGAAGCAAACAAAAGGGCUCGAGGGAGACAAGAUGUCCAUCAUAAAAUUUGAAUUUAACCCCAAAGUUGGGAUCGACAACCCUGCCUUGACACUGACUGAGGACACGGAUGGUGAGGGUGUGGGGGAGCCCCGCUUCUACCUCCUGACCAAGGACAGCACAGAGACCUUUGGCUUCUGCCUCCACGAGGAGCUGGGCUGCCAGGGCCAYGUCAUCCGGCAGCUUGAGCUGGGGGGGGUGGCCCAGCGCAGGGGGCUGCAGGACGGGGAUCGCCUCCUCCAGGUCAAUGGCCACUUCGUGGACCACAUGGACCAUGUCAGGGUGGUGCAGAAGAUCAAGGCCAGUGGGAAUCAGGUCUUGCUGGCGGUGCUGGAUGGUGACUCCUAUGAAGCUGCCAAAUCCCUGGGCAGGGACCUGUCCCAGAUGCUCCCGGAUGACAUCCGCCCACGCCUCUGCCAUGUCGCCAGGGACAAAAGCGGCUUUGGCUUCAGCGUGUCGUGUCCUGAAGGCACCAAGGGCACCUUCCAGCUGUCGGUGCUGCAGGACGGGCCRGCGGACAGAGCAGGGGUGCCACCAGGCUCCUGGCUGCUGGAGCUGAACGGGGACAGCGUCAAGAGCUACUCACACACACAGCUCAGCAAAAAGCUCAAGCAGAGCGGCAACAAGGUGACGCUGCUGGUGGCAUCCAGCGCCGUGGAGGAGUUCUACCGCCUGCGGGGCCUGCGGGUCACGGCCGCCCUGGCAGACACCUCCUGGCUGCCCUUCAAGGUCCGGGAGCUGCACCUGGUGAAGGGUCCGGCUGGCUAUGGGUUCCUGCUCAAGGAGGAUGACUGCAGCUCGGGGGGCAUAGGCCAGUUCCUGUGGGAUGUGGAUGUGGGGCUGCCAGCUGAGCAGGCUGGGAUGAAGGAAGGGGAUCGUGUGCUGGCUGUGAACGGAGAGAGCAUCGAGGGGCUGGACCAYGAGCAGACCGUGCACAGGAUCCGCGCCCACGAGGACCAGGUGACGCUGCUGGUCAUUGACCCCGCUGGUGAUGAGUUCUUCCACUCGAUUGGGCUGUCCCCUCUGCAGUUCUUUGAGGACAGUGACCCCGCCUCAGGCUCCUGCACGCCCUCCCUGCCCUCUCGCAGCGGCUCCCCUGCGCUCUGUCACGUUGAGGUGGGACCAAAGGGACCCAUGUCCUGGCUGAUGGCUGCUGCCAACAGCAUUGAGAUCAUCCAGAGCCAGCGCCAGGAGGAGCAGAGGAAGCUGUGCCAGGCGUUCUAACAGCCCAGGAGCCUCUGGACAGGCUCCCCCACUCAGCACCUCCACCCAGGCCAAGCCCAGCYCCUCGGGCCACAGCACUGCUCAGCAUGGACCCUGCACACGCAGCUCCUGUGUCUCCAUGCCUGGCUCACAGCAUGACACUCCCAGGGACUCGUCUCUGCUCACCGAGGCCGGCUCCGAGCUUUUAUCAAGCACAGUGGCAGCUCCUCGAACCCUGAAGACAGACCUGUGUCUUUGCCUGCCCAGCUACCUCCAGGGAUUUCUCAGGACAUUGCACUGAAGCCCUUGCCCAGUUCCCAGGAGAGCUGAGGCAUUGCCCUCUGCACCAUGGCCCAGGGCAUUUGAGGGCUGGCUCAGAUUUGCACGUGCAUGGACACCUCUUGCGUUUCUUCCCUCAUCCUCACCCUGAACCUGUGGGCAGUGAGUGUCCACCACUGCACUGUUCCUGCACCACCCUUUUGGGGUGUGAUUAAAGGACAAAUCCACACUGCUGCUUGUGUGGGUGAUGUUAUAGACAGCACUCCCAGGGCCAAUCCAUCCUCUCUUCUCAAUCCUGGAGUGGGCAGUGGAUGUGGGAAGCUCUCGAGGUGUGCUGUUGAGGAGGUAGGGGCUAAGAGCCAUCCCAGGAGCCCCUGGGAACUGUAAUUCCUGAAUUUUGAGGGCAAACUCCUGCAGGCAUCCCUGGUGCUCCAUGGUCAUUCCUGAGAGUUCUUUCUCCUUACAGCAGGAGCAUCAUGCACUGCCAGGGCUGUGACAAUGCUGAGUGAGGGGGACAGGGGGGAUCCCAGCAGGGGAARUUUCAUCGCUCUGCCAUGCGUGGGAGAGCAAAAACGAGCACGGAGUUUUGCAUGUGGCCAAGAACCACAGACCUCUGGCUGAGGUUUUAYCUCGGCCCCUUCUCGAGAGCGAACGGAAACGCGAUAAUGGAGCAUCGCCCCACCAGGCAGGGAAGUCUCUGCCUCUGUGGUCUCCUCUGAGCUCAGUGCAGCCAUCUGAGGUGCAAGGAGGUUUUUCCAGAGCUUUUUGGAGCUGACAGCUCGGGAGGGAGCAGGGCUGACCAGCUGSAGGGUGCUUUGGGGCUGAAUGGGUGAGGGAGAGGUGGGGAAAGCUUGGCUGGGUGCCCCCAACAGCACCAAGGUGUGGGGUCCCUGCACCUGYCCCAACAGUCCCAAGUGAAACAGUGCCAGGUGAAACCCUCCCAACAGUGCCAAGUGAGACAGUCAGAACAGUCCCAGGCAAAAUCAACCUUUGCUUGAAGUCUCAGACAUAGCUGCAGCCCCGACGUGGCRUGAAUCAUGCCCAGGGAAGCAGAUAGUCUGGAAUGCAAUUGCUCAAGAGUGUUCCCUGAUCUUUUUGGAUCAGAGCCAUGGUGAUUUUUGUACUUGGCUCUCACGAAGCCGAUGUUGCCCUCCCCAGUUCCCUCCCCAGGUACUUGUGGUAGCGUGGAGCUGGCCAGGGCACCUGCUGGUGGUCAAUCCGGCUUGACUAUUAGCCAGAAUCCAUUAGCACCUAAUGGGAAAAGCCUCAGGAACACAGCCUCAAUAAACUUUGACAUAUUUGAGGUCAAUAUAAUCCUUAGGAAAAUUUGCCCAGGUAAUUAAAGCCAGACAAGGAGUUGCCUGUCCCAGAAAUAUUUACCAAGCUUUACCAAAGGCAAUAAAAUGAAGGCAGAGAGUUUUAUAACCAAUCCAGGCCAGCUCCCUUGUUGUGUUUAGUGCUCUUCCUGCUGUCCUGUCCAUUUGACUCUUCAGCAAGUGGGUGCCAGAGGAGAAGCAAAACUCCCUCGAGGAGGCUGGAUCCAGAGGUUGAAGCUGUGCUGCCCAACCUCCAGGCCUGAGUUCAGUGUUUUUGUGCUUCCCAAAGUGCUGUGGCCAAACUGCAGCACCCGCAGUUUCCCUUUGCCUGGUUUCCCGUCACAGCCCCUGUGGUGAGGCUGACGCUGUGUGGUACCAGCCCCAGCUGGGUUUUGCAAAAGGAUGUGUCCUUCUGCCUGGGAGAGGAGCUGAAA